Molecule: messenger RNA, 13884 nt
Organism: Daphnia pulicaria
Lineage: Eukaryota; Metazoa; Arthropoda; Branchiopoda; Diplostraca; Daphniidae
Exons: 5
Coding region: 1-13143 (4380 amino acids)
Biological process (GO): protein targeting; protein import
Cellular component (GO): membrane
Molecular function (GO): ATP binding; ABC-type protein transporter activity
Source: RefSeq, a predicted model, not a curated record
AUGGAAAUUGAACAACAGCCUUCCUCCAUUCUUUAUGCGUUUUCUACGAUCUUACUGCUUCCACUGCUUCCAGUUGUAGCGCGAUCUUUCCGCUCUAUCAAAAACUACUACACCAAACCGGCAAUUAAUGAAAUUGGUAUUGAAGGACGACGGACUGUCGUCGAUCCUGAAUGGAACCGAUAUCGCCUGCAAGAAAAUUUACAGAAAAUCGGUUUGAGUCUGACGUCGAUUCAUGACGCAAUUGGUGAUCAGGAAAUUUCUGUCACUGACUCACUUGCUACCUGCUUCAUUCAACACGCAGCGAACCGAUACGACGGCGUCUCCAACUUGGACGAGGCUUGGGAUUCGCUGGUCUCCAGCACCGAAACCAAAGAAGAAGAUUGGAUCCGAUUUCGCGUUCGGCUGGAAAAGAAACGCCAAGAAUUACUGUCGCUCCCACUAAACAAUUACAAAGACUUCAAAAGAGUAGUCGAUGAAGUCGUUCGUAUUCUCCAAGAAUUCCAAUGGUUUCAACUAACAACUAGCCGUUCCAUCCACUUCACCCUGUUUGCUGAUCAAUGGAAAGUACAACUCGCCGAAAAGUGCAGAGACUCUCCCGUUGUGACGGAAUGUUUCAUUUGGUACGACAAAGAGGCAGGGGCUUUCAACGGAAUCGCCAAAUGGAGUCAAACAUUCGCCGAUGCCCAGGUCUACUAUCCGGCGCUCAUGUGCCAGUUGGAUCAGAGCUUAAGGAACUUUUUUCGUCUUGUGUUGAGCGAAGGCAAUCCGGAUGAUGAGAUGCUGAAAACGAGAAUCGACGGCUACCUCGACGACUUGAAAAAUUGCGGAGACAAAAUUGAAGAUCACGAAGCUCUGCUGAUUCGAUGGAAUUGCUCCGAGGAUGGCUUAAUGAUCCUUAUGAAAGAGCUACUCAAUCCCAAUUUCGUUGAAGAUAAUCGGCGAGACGACAUUGAAAAGGAACUAAGGGAAGCAUUCAUGCAGAACCUGGACAAGUCCUCUGAAGAAAUUCAAAUCAAGCACUCUGAGUCUUUCGAGAAAGCCCGUCUGGAGUUGCUUGAGAAAGGAGAAGAAGUUGAGAGACAAGGACGUCAAUUGAUUCAAGCAAAGGAAGGAAAGCUUAUUCGAUUGGAACAAGAACUCCGAAAGGCAGAGCAAUCCGACACUAUGGGAACGAACGAGUCCGACUUUCUGGGGAGCUGCCCAGCUAUGCUCAUCAGUGAGUUAAAGAACAAAUUGCAGAAGAAGAAGGACAAACUGGCUUGGGGUCGAUUUCUUUCUCUGUUGGGUCGAUCGCAGCCGCCCUACGAGCUCGCCCGUCUACGACGUCACCAUAGACUUUUCAGUGGCCAGUACGAGAAAAUAACAGAUUUCGCAGAUGACGUCAUCACCGAAUUUGUUCUGAAGGAAUCCUUUGAGAAUGAGGGAGGCGACCUAUCGAAUUUGAUGUCGUUUAUUCAACGCAACACGUCCAUUGCCAAGAACGAGAUUAUUGGCAUUUUAAAGGACAUGGUGAAAGAACCGAUGCAGAAUACCAACAACCCGACGUGGAAAUUCAAUGGGACUGCUCUCCUCUUGAGUCAGGUUCUAGACAAAGUCAAGUCGCCGUUGACUUGCGAAGAAAUUCACGUCGUUGCUUCCAGGGUCAUCUACGUUGAUUGCGACUGGGUCACGCCGGGCAUCGGUUUGGCCAUUUCGGCGCCACUCGUCCAAGUCAGAGAGGAACGAACCAUCGACACGUCAGGCGGUAACGCACAGCAGAUUAAAUAUAAGAAGGCUAAAGCUGGCGUUGGACCAGGAAUCAGCGGGGACCCAGGAUCGAAUGGUGAUGCAGGAGAAAGCGCCGGACACGUUUCAAUCGUUUGUGACUACUUGCACGGUUGCAAAUUGAAAGUAAAGGCAUGCGGAGGCGAUGGAGCAGACGGUCAGGAUGGCGGAGAUGGAACACCAGGAUCAGAUGGUAAAGACGGAGAGGACGCCAAUUUACGUCCGCCAGAGGAAGUCAAUCAGAAUUUUAGUUACAUUCCCCUCAACAUUCUCAAGUAUUUUGUUCCGAUAUGGAACGUCUAUGAGAUGUCACGUAGUGUCAUUCACUACUUUCAAGGUUCAGAAUUCGCAAUCAGAUACUUGGAGAAGGGUGAAGAAGGAGAGCCUGGGAUUGCUGGCGGAUCUGGAGGUGCAGGUGGAAGCGGUGGCAAAGGCGGAUUCCCUGGUCAAAUCGACAUCAAGUGCCGAUUGGAGAAAACUGCUGCCAUAGAAGAGGAUGCCAAAAAAGGAGCUGAUGGCAAAAAUGGAAUUCCAGGCAAAGGAGGACCUGGUGGAAAAGGAGGCCGGAAUGGAUGGGACGCGGCUCGAGUCUUCACUCCGGACGAUCUGAACCCUUGGCUUUACAUCUCAGGAAAGUGGGUGGAAGACAAGGGCGAUUUGCUGAUUGAAGACGUCUACUGCAAAAACAAAAAGAAAGUUCUCGGGUGUAAAAUCACGAGAAAAAGCCAAGACAAAAGAGUAGUAGCCGACGGCCAGCGAGGAGAAGACGGCGAUCAGUCAGAGACGAGCAACGCGGCCGUUCCCAAGAAAGCCAUGUCCGAAGUGGAUACCGAGUGGACCAUGCAGGAACAGGAAUCGACUGCAGCACUGGAUCAACUCGAUCAAUCCAUUCGUGCUGACGCUGCCGCCCUUGAAUCCAUCGAAGCUCAAGCUUUUGCGGAAAAUGAGAAACGCGCGAGGGCAGCCGCGGAACAACUAGAAGCCAACGAGCAAAAACUAGAUCGCGCCAGCGAGAUCGAGCAGCGGACAAGAAAGGAAUUUCAAAAAGCGAAAAUUGCGUCCCCUGCUCAGUCGAUGCAAUCGCAGCUGUUGUUGAAUGCUGACCAGCAGCUUCCCAACGAACCUGAAACAAUGGAUGAAGCCGAAAAACCUUAUCCGGAAAUUGUUAACGCAAUCCAAACGAUACCGAUUACAUCCAGUGACGAGUGGGAUUCGCUUGAAGGCAUUUAUUUAUUGGAUGCCCUUAUUGACAAAUUCUCCGACGACGCAGAAAAGUCGCAAACAUUGUCCAUGCUCUCCCAGUCUUUGUUUUUGCGAAUCCAGCAACAAGAUUUGUGGACUGAAGUGACGAAUAUCGUCCGCCGUCACAUGGACCACGUCGAUGACUUGAUCCAGUCUCUCAAGCACAUCAAUAAGAACAUUGAACUGGGCCAACUGUUUCUGUUGAACAAGGAGGUGGAACUCUUGAAUGAUAUCCAACGUGCUAUCCAGGACAAAACUUUUGGAUCAAAAUUAUUUAACGAUGCCAAUAAGAACAGCGUUCUGGUUACAAUUGACUAUUUCCAACGCUUGACUUGGGACUACGAUGAACUUGCAAGUUUGUUGAAAUCUCUUGAAAAUUAUUCUUCAGUAGAAGAGGGGUCGUCGAAAGUCCGGUACCAACUGGUGGAGGUUCUCGGCAAUCGACUAGUUUCCGUCGUCGCUUCAAAAUUGCCUGGCAGCCCAGAAAAACUAUUGAGAGAACUCUUCCAGUGCUGUCGCCGCAACAAUCCAUCCAACCGUGUCCAGUUUGGAACAUUUUUCGACAAUCUGGUAGAAGCAUUGAAGAAAGGGGCAGCCGAUGGCGGCCAUCAAUCAGAGACAAGCAACGCGGCCGUCCCCAAGAAAACCAGCACCUUAACGAAAUUUGAUCAAAAGAGGAUCACUUUGAACGAGUUUAUCCAGGAGAAAUUGGGCGUUCUUCACGUGAGGGAUUUGUUUCCCUCUGAAAUGAAAACCAUCAGCCCAGAGCAACUGGAUAAGUUGGCUUUUUUGUUAAACAACGUCAAAACUGAUGUUGAAGAUUUAGACGACGUCCGCUCGCUCGUUACAACAUUGUCAUCGGAGAAGAAGGAAAUUGAAGAGAAAGAGCCGUUUAAACAAGUCCUACUUCUGGUUGAAAAGGCAUUUGAUCAAGUUUACUGGAGUAAAGAAUGCAUCAAAAUUCAGACAAUGUUGGCCGAUGUCAAUGCAAAAUCUCUGCGACAAUCGACCAAUGCCCAAAUGUCGAAAGAAGCUGCGAUGGAGAGGGAGUUUUUUCUGAAUUCAGUGGAACGACUCAAAGUGGCUCUAACGUGGGCCUAUUGCCGCAAAUCUUAUCAAGAAAAACUUGAAAUUUGCAGCGAACUGAGACACAGAUUCAGGAGUACUGCCUGGAGAGAUUUUGUUAAGAAAAUGUUGAAAAAGAAAAGAAAAGAGAAAGAAGGAAAAAAAGAAACUGAAAAAGAAGAAAUUGUAAAAAGAUUCGACUUUGAGAAAAUUGUCCGUUUUUUUCAAUCGAUGGAAUGGAUUAAGAAACAAGAGAUCGGCAUCGUUGGCGCCUUCAAAGAUCAAGGAACAAAAUCUGAUCAGGAUUCCUUUAUGGAUUUCGUCAAACAACUUCAAGAUCAGAAAGAAGUGAAUGCCAAUUCGAUGAGGCCGCAACUAAGAAGAGCCCUGCACUUUCUCCAUCAAAAUAAAAUGGUCCCGUUUACGGCAGCUGAAAUAACCUCGUUGAAUGAGUUAUUUGAAAAAAGCCGUUUCGAUGCCGCUCGAGACGAUUCCUCCUGCCAAAACGAAGCAGAUUUGCGAGCAGAAUAUUUACUCAACUGGAAAGAACGCUACUUUUUGCGCUGGACAGACUGCUGCGCCGAAAUCGACCGGAUUCGAGAAGAAAUCCGAUCAAAUUGGAUAGAAAUCUGCGCGGACUUGGAUUCGGUUCUCGAACCAACAAAAGUUGUCCAUCGAAUGGAUGUUCUGUUGAAUAGAUACAACAUCCUUGCCAGUCUGUGCCUGUCGCCAGCAGAAUGUUACCAAAAAUGGCUAUCUCUCAGUAAAGAGCCUUAUGAAAGCUUGGAGCAGUGCAUCAAAUCCAGAAUGCGGCAAGAUUUCUCGUUCAAUUAUCAACAGCUAAUGGACGAUGUCGUAAAGGAAAUCAAAGAGCUUUCGGCAACCUCUAAACCAGAAACAACCAAUCAAAUCCAGCAAAACCCAGAAAUUUACCUUCUAGAGGCAUUGGAUUCACUCGUGACUGCUGUUGCUGUACAAUGUGAAGAACCAGAAAAAGAGAAACGUCUCUCUUCGUUGCUGCCCAAUGUGGAAUUGCUCAUUCUAUGCCAAGUCGGACUGGAUGAUAGCAACCCGACGCGGACGUCCAACGUCGUCUCUCAACUUGAAGAAUGGAAGAAAUCCAUCAGCCGCAGCAGCAUGACACUGAUGAAUGGUAAACAAAACGAAACAUGCAAGAGCUUGUCGAAAAUAUUGGAUCUCGUUUUUUGGUCCGUCACUGGCGAUGAGCUUUUAAUUGAAGAACUCGUUCUCAAAGACAGACAGAAUCGUCAAGACGUGAAAAGAGCCAUUGUCUCACUUGAGUCUUUUCUUGAUCAUCUGGUGGAGGCCAAUGAAAUUGAGACAUUGGACAUUUUUAAUGCGACUGUCCAAAUUUUAAAAGACGGCGAAGACUUGAGCCCAUGGCGACUAUUAUUCAACCAAAACCAAGAUCAAUUAUUAUUGGUGGAUAAGCAGAUUGACAUUUGGAAUCAUUGCGUAAAAGAGGUGUCACUUCAUCCGAACGAAAAGGGCGUUGCAGCAUUUUUGGAGGCGCUUCUCACUUCGUCGUCUCCUUCGUUGCUUAAACUACGUCUGACAAUUGCGGUGCAACUUUUGGACCAUUACGUUAAACCAUGUGAGGAUUUGGUCUUGUUGGUACGGUGGUCUGGAUUAAUAGCAACCAUCAUUUCCACUUGGCCACAAGUCGAAAGUGAUCGAGACAUUUUCAAUCGGCUGUCAACUGUUCAAACCUUUCUCAUUCUUCAUCUGACGGAAUUUCUAAGACGACGGCUUCAGCAGAAGAAAGUAAAAAAAUCCAUUGAAUUUCAGUUGAAGGAAUUGAUUAAUCAGUUGGGUAUCGUAGCCAAUUUCCUCGACCAGUCUGAGGUCCAAGCCAAUCUCCUCAUUUUCGAGGGCCUAGUGCUUCUAGCCAAAGCCAUGGAUGCCAACGUAGACGAACUGAAUCCAUCGCUUUUCAUCUCCCAGUACAUUGACCGGUUGUACAAUGGCAACAAAAAGGGGGUGAACAAAAAUUACGAUUUAAGAAAGAAAGCCAUCUCCCAAAUUCUUUAUUCCGAUCAAGAGAAGGAGCCAGUUUUCACCCCUUUGGAAAAGUCAUACGUAGAGCGUUGGCUUCAGACCAAGUCCUGCUUCCAAAGUGAAGACCACAUUCAGGAUUUCUUUGGCCAAAUCGAUGCAGUCAAUAAAUCAAAUCAAACAGAGGCAGUGAAGACCCAAGAAAAUCGCCUAUUCUCUUCGGCGGAUUUCGACCUAAUGUUGACCAGCGAAGAGAAGAAUUACAUUGGCAUCGUAGGCCGAGAUGUCGCCGAGGAAUUGCUCCGAACCCAACAGCCUUUGUCUUACAUGCAUGUUUUGAAAGAGCGCGCCGUUCAAAAGAUUUACCUGGGCUUUUUGCGAUACUUUUAUCCCGAACUGGAUGCAGAACAGAAAGACUUGCUGCAGAAGACAAAGCCAAUUGUGUCGACGGAUCCCAGCGACAAGCGCAAAUGUAUUGUUGAAUUCCGGCAAGCAUUUAGUAGAGCCCACUUCUUUGCCAAACGACAAGGUGUUGAAUUCGAGUGGCUCAUUUGGCUGCAAGAGACCGUGCUGAGGUCCAUCGUAUCAACGCGGGACCAAGUGGGAUUGGCUUUGGUAACCGAAAUCCUUUCGACGUCGAUCGAGUUCACUCCGAAGCAACUCUUCAGUUGGACGACCAAAAGUCGACCCCACCGGUGGCUGGACGACGCCUUGGUCAAUUCCAUCAUGAACGUCAUAGACCAGUUGGAUCGAAAACCGUCGGCAACAAAUGCCGGAUCACUAGAUCAGCUACGUUUGCUCAAGACUGAUUUGCAAUCCUGUCUGAAAACCCACCAGCAGAAUGGAAGAGCCGUCCUCAAUAUUUUCCUCCGCAAGUUAGAACACGAGAGUAGACUGAAUCCAACGAGCAAUCCUCCGAUCGAUUUGUCUUUCCUGACUGGAAUUGUUGCCGAUUUGAAGGUUCUGCAGCGAAUCGACGACAUCGGACGAUUCCGGGAAACUCCUCUCCGUAAAUGGGCGAGGCUGAUUCAGCACGCUCGCCUGGCGGAUGCCUGGCCGUCUUCCUUGACUGAUCAACUGACGACUAUCCUGGAUCGACGCUUGGGCCACGACAAAACCGACCGUUUUCUCCAGCGGUUCCAUUCGAAAUACGGUCUGUCAGAAAAUACCAGCAGCAGUGGACGGAGUCCCGAGAAGAUCUUGCAAGACAUGCUCAGAAACUUAUCCAAAUACCCUUGGAUUGUCGACAAGUUCUUCACCUUGGCCAACGAGGAAAAUGUUUUUGACGACCACCUCUGGAAAUUUAUUCAAAAUCGAGAACUGAUUGAAAACGAAAAGAAAACUGAUUCCAAGGCCGAUUUGGAUCCUAAGCAACUCACUGACGUGAUGAAGAACGAUGAAGGCAGUUGUGCCAUUGUCGGCAGCCUCCAACAGAAGCUCAUCGAUCAGAUGAUGAAAAUUCGACGGUUAGCGUUGGAGGAAAGAAAGUCGUGGGAUGACAAGAAAAUCAAAGAAUGGAUUGAAAAUCAAAAGAAAGAUUCAAAAUCCAAACGCAUGGAUCCCGUCGAUUUCUUGUCCGUCGCUUUCCGGGCUGUCCAGUUGAAGGAAAAAUAUGGUUUGCGUGACGCUCAACUUUUAGCCGUUUUGAUCUUCAUCUCUCCGACUACUGAUGACGGGCCUCAAUUCCAACGUAGAAUGGCCCAGAUCUCGACGGGCGAGGGUAAAACACUCAUCACUGCCUUGCUGGUUGUCUUUCACGUGCUGGACAACUGGUCCAACGGUCGGCGGUUCGUCGACAUCAUCACCAGCUCGUUGGUUUUAGCCGAGGCCAAUGUGACAGAAAUGAAAUGGUUCUUUGACCUGUUUGGCAUUUCAGUUACCAAUAAUUGUGAUGCUGAAUGCUCCGAAGAUGAAAACAAACGACGUCUGCGUUACAACAGCGACGUCAUUUAUGGCGAUUUGUCCAGUUUCCAGCGCGACAUUUUGUUGAGUAAUUUCUUCUCCGAACGCAAAAUCACCAAUGGUCGAAUAGCUAGUGCCGUCGUCGUCGACGAGGUUGACAGUAUGCUCUUGGACAAGGGCGAAAACAUCCUCUACUUGUCACACAAGAUACCAGAGAUGGACGAUCUGACCCAGGUGUUUGUGGAAAUUUGGAAUGCCGUUCACGCGCCUGACGUGGCCAUGAGCGACGAGAGUGCCCAAGCCACAGUCUACCGUUUCAUCAAAUUGCGACUAGAAGAAGGCGACAUCGUGAUCCCGAAAUGUCUCGAAACGUAUGUUCAUCGUCAUCUUCUGGCAUGGACGCGCAACGCUUUUCGUGCCAAAAACCUGGUAACGACCAAAGAUUCUUACAAAGUGGACGACGUAGGCGACGGCCAUGGACAGCAGAUUGUCAUCAUGGACAAAGAGACGGGCGUGGAACAAGUGCAAAUGCACUGGUCGCAAGGGCUGCACCAAUUCUUACAGCUGAAGCACACCCUCAAACUGAGUCCAGUCUCACUCAAGGCCGUUUUCAUGUCCAACAUUGGCUUUUUCGAGGAGUGCAAAGAUGACGGGCGCCGUACGGCUCUGUACGGCAUGACGGGCACGCUGGGCUCGACCGCCGAAUGCCAAUUGCUCCACGACGUGUUCAACGUCGACUUCUUCAAGAUGCCACGACACAAGCGACGCUUCUGCAUCGAGGAAGAUCCCCUUUUAGCUCCGUCCAAAGACAAAUGGCUGGAAAACAUCAGCAAUGCGACCCAGACCCAACUGGAUAAGGGGCGAGCUGUUCUGAUUAUCUGCGAGAACAUUGCGUCAGCCGAAGAAAUACACACCGAGCUAUUGCUCAAGCAAAGCCAUGACAAGAAAAAUCCAUCCCAGAUUGUCAAGUACGUAAGUUCCUUCGACAAAGAGUUUCUAAAGAAACAGCACGAUUCCGCUUUGGAUCCUGGUGACGUCAUUGUGGCUACUAACUUGGCCGGACGGGGAACAGACUUGAAGAUCAAUGACGAACUGGCCGAAAACGGUGGUCUGCACGUUGUCAUUGGCUACGUUCCGGCAAAUGCUCGAGUCGAGGCCCAAAUCGAAGGACGUGCGGCAAGAGCCGGGCAACCGGGCAGCUUUCAGUUUGUCGUUUACCAUCCUAGUGUCAAUAGCAAAAAAGAACCAAUCUCUGAGCUCCUUCGUCUCAAAGUGUACAGAGACGACAAAGAAUGUCGCCGAUUGGCAACGAUUCGCAACCGUGGACUUCAAAAGAUCAACCUGGAAGGGAAGCUCUUUGAACGAUUUCAUCAGGAAAUUUACAACGAAAUCAAAAAGAAAUUGGAAAAGCGCCCCGAUUGUAAAUUGCAAAUGGAAUUUUUGACAAACCGCUGGGCUUUGUGGCUCGACGAAAACGCCGAGCACAUCAACAACGUCCAUCUCAAAAAGACUAACGAGAUCAACAAGAAUUUCCAGAAUUUCAAGGAUGAAUGUCUAAAACUUUGCCAUCAGCCUACUCCUCUGGCAUUCGCCUUGACGCCGUCGGAGCUAAUGAAACUGGGUGAUUUCUACGAAACUUGCCAAGAAACCGAUUUGAAAAAAAGUAGCCACUGCUACAACAAAGUCAUUGAAGACGAGCCCAACGCCUGUGAAGCCGCCCUGAUCCGCAAAGCUAAACUGAUAUUGCAAAAGGCCAUUGAAUUCGAUAAGAAAAAAGAAGCCAAAGUUUUACUGAAACGGGCCAAGAAUUUGAUCAAAGUCAAAAUGGAGUUGCUCACUUCCACGAGCGAACUUGUCAAACUCACAUCCAAAUGUAAUCAGCGAGCCGGCGGGACUGUCCCAAGCCAGAAUCGUUUCGAAGAACAGAUCAUCAACCAAUUGAGUCUUUUACAGAUUCACUUGUCAGCAGUGGAAGACAUUCUCGGCCGUCCAGUUCGUCGGAUGUUGGAAGCCCAGUUCUCGAAAGAUGCACGAGAGGAAAUCGGUGAAUUGUUAAAUGUCAUCGAGGCAGGUGCAGGUUUAUGCAAACCGUAUCGCUUGUCCAAGAACAUUUCUUUCACGAGCAAAGAUGGCAAUGAGCUUGUAUGUUUGGCAAGCCACCAGGUUCAAAAGACGGUCGCAUGGCCGUCGCGUCUGGACCACUGUCUGAUACAAACCAUUCAGCUCAUCAAGCAAAAAAUGAAAGAAUCCUCAUUGAAAAUGGUGAAAAACGAACUGGAAAGUGUCAUCGUGACCCAAGAUCAACUGUGGCAAGCGCUGAUUGAAGAAGGUUUCGUCAGCCAAGAGGAAAUUAUCCGCCAACAAAGAAUCUGCUGGGCGGACCAAAAGAUGGAAUCAAUCAAGACGUUUUUGAACGAUUUGCCCAAAGAAUUGAUUCAUUACAAAAGCCUCCUCGUAAAUUGGUUUGAAAAUCACAAAGAUGAAGAUUAUACCACGGCAGAGGAGAAAUUGGGACUCGACCCUGAGCACUCGUCUAUACUGGAAGAAUUCUUGAAAACCAAAAAGGUCCUGUUAUACGUGGAUGAACGUCAUGGGAAAGUAUCCAAGACAUUCGAGUUCAAGUAUAAUCUACCAGAAAGUCUGAGAAAACAUCACCGUCUGUUGUCCGACUGGUCUCUAGACAAUAGAGAAACGACAGCAGCCCAAAUAGGUACAGCAGUGAGCAGAGAAGAUCUGCCGUGCCCCAAAGACAGUCAGGAAGCAGUUGACCAGUUGUGGAACUAUCUGAUCGAGCAGGGCGUCAUCAAAGAGAGUAAAAUCAUCUUCUCUCGUGGACUGGAAUCGGGAGAGAGUCAAAAGCGGAUCAGUGAAAUAGAAACAGCCGUCAAAACCUCUUUGUCCGCUAGCAGCAUUGACGUCAUUUGCCGAAAGUACCGCACUGCUCCAGAACGCGCUACAGAAUUGUCCCGCACCGACAUCCAGGAAUAUUUGGAACAUGAUAAGAUUGAAAUCACUGGCGAGUCUACUCAGAUUACGUUAAAUCCUGGAAAAAUACUAAAGUGGAUAGCCAAACGAAAGAUGAAGAAACAUCUCGAAGCCUACCGUGAUGAAGUAUUUGAGACAUUGAAAAAGAGCAUCGGGCAGCUCCACACCAUUCCGAGGGUGACGGCCUCUUUCCAGCCAAUGUCCAAGAACUUCAUGUCCGAUCCGAAUACGAAACGAUUUCCAGCCGAAGAGAUCCAGAGUUUGCAGGACAAGUCGUUCGAUCAAGUCAUCAUCUUAAAAGAAGAUAAAUUAUGGCGGGAUUACUUUAGCUGGCGAGCUUUCUUCGUGGCCUCGUUCGCCUUUGCGAAAAUCUCGACUGGCUUGGUCGUUCAGGUGAUGUCCGAUGGACUGAUUAACUUGGACGAAUUGAAAAUACCCGGAAGUUUCGGAGAAAUGAUGUUCGCCAUUCAGAAUAGCCUAUCUGGCAUGAGUGUGUCGAAUGUUUUCAGCAAUCACAUGUUGUUGAGCGUUGGUUUGACUAUCGCCACGGGUGGAUUAUCUUCCUACUUGACUAAAGGAGCCGCGGUGUUGAAGACGGUCUUGUCCGGUUUCCAGGGCAAAACAGGAUUAUCCUCCUGCUUCGCUAUAGCCAAAGCGGCACUGGCAAAAUAUGGCAAAUCCGUCCUCUCGGCUUUGACCAGUUUUGGUGUCGACAAAUUCCUCCCUUGGCUCAAAACGUACAUCAUGGACAAAAUGACUUCCCUCCUCAAGGGCCUCAUUAGCAAGAUUUUGUCGCCAAUGUUCGACACAUUACUGAAGAAGCUGGAACAAAUACGGAAAUUGAUGAAAAAGAAGGGACUUCAAUUGGCCCAGAUUAUGACAUCGAUUAGAGCCACCCUGAAAAAAGUAGGCACUUCCGAAUUGACCAAACUCUGGGUCCGGCGUGCGGUCGACCAAGCUUCCUCAUUAGCCAAUGCCAUGGUCGGUGGUUUCGCCAAGACACUAGGGGAUGUCUCCAACGCUCUGAAAACAUCUUUCAAAUUUGACGGAUUCGUCGAAAAAGCCAAAAACGUCCUCAAAUAUCUGGAAAAAAGCGCAGAAGUUGUUCGGCUCGCCAGCCAAGCUCCAGAAUAUGUUGAAAGCAUCAACCAGACACUGGACACGACGAUCAUCAAAAAGCUAGAAAGUGGGACUGAAAUUGAAGUGGACACUACAUCCAGCGAACAAGCAACAGAGAAGAACUUUACUGAGUUUAAAAAGAACGUGAAGAACCAAAUCGAAGAUAACAUUUUCCAGUCCUUGGUUGAAAGCUUAAAAAAAGCCUGGUUUACACCAUGGCUUCAAGGCAAAAUCGAAAAUAUGGUCGAUCACUACAGCAAGAAAACUUUACAGGUCGCCGGUUUUGUGUGGCAGGGCUCAGAUGACGCCGCAGCAGAAACGGGCGAUUCUGCUGAUCAAGGAAACGCAGAGGAUCCACCAACGGCCAUCGAUGCUGGGGAAGAAGACGCCGAGAAACUCAAAGAUUUGCUCGGUGAUGACGGAUGCGAAAUUCAAAAGGAUCGUCAAGGCAAAGCCGUCGUUGAGCCGAAAACAUUCGAGCAAGUCGUCGACAGCAUAGGCUGUGGUGAACCAGUCGGCCUCCUCCAGAUGCAAAUGAUUGCCAAUUCCGUGAAUUAUUCUCUUGAAAUUGUCGACAAAGUGGGCGAACUUGUCAAAGAUGGAAGUGGAUCUUUUGUUCCAGAAGGCAAGUCGAAGGGAAGUAUUAAAGUGAUUUACACUGAAAACGAAGAAGACGGUACCAAACGUGUCACCGUAGAGGGACUUGAUGACCAGCCAAUUGACCUACCAACGACAGACGACGCCAAACCUACCUCACUUGGUGGAUGCCUUUAUGAUGCCGUAGCCAAAGCCCUGGGUAGUUCGACCGAAGAGCUGUUGGCUCAAGUUAAAACCCAUGCCAUCAACAGCAAAACGGCUCGUUAUUGGUACGAAGAAAUGGUGGGCGACGCCUUUCCGGGACUCGGCAACAGAGCAAAGGACGAGAGUAGCACUGCGGACUUUCGCCCAGAUGAAAAGAGCAAAAUAAGUCCACCAAAUGGCGUCUCUUCCGUUGUGCAGCACCUUAUUAUUGGCACCAUCAAAGAACAUCUCACUCUUGAUGCUCGCUAAUUUGUUUUAAUUUUCCUUUCCGUUGGACUUUUAAUGAAAUACUUUUCAAUAAUUACACAUGAUGCCAUUGUAUCGAUGACAAUAUAAUAAUUAAUUUGGUCUGCAUUUCAUAUGGUCUUAUAAUUAAUUUCUUAGCUUUACAUUUCACUUGAUCCUGUCAUUUUUAUUAAAUUGUUUUUCUUUCAAAGGUUUUAUAACAGCAGGCGAUAUUUUGAGCUGUUUGGUGUUGCUAAAUUUGAUGGAUGGACCCACCGAUUGCAAGUCCACCAGGUAGAUCCCAAGGACUUCAAGCUGAAUACCCAGAAGGAUCUUUUGCAAAAGAGAAAAAACUAUAACGGAUGUUCCUCGCCUAAAGGCUCCUGUGAAGAUGGAAAUCCUGUUGCACUCUCAAGGAUACACUUUGAUUGUCACAUGGCCAUGGAAGAAAUUGUUUGACUAAAGGAAGAAAAGGAAUGGGCAAGAUGAUCUCCCGUGGCUUGAAAUUGACCCGCAGCUUCUUUCUUCUUCUUCAGGGGCCAGCAAAAACGAGGCACCUAGUGUAAGAAUUCCGUACUGAUCGAAAGGAGUCGGGUUUCAGACUUUCAGCUAUCGUCUGUUAAUCUGUUUCAUUCCGCGUGGUUUUCAAUGGUGGUGGUCGAUCUAGUCGUUCGUCUCGUCUGAAUGUCAAUUUUAAGUAUCUUUCUUUGUUUCUUACGACAUUUUAAAUUUGAACAUAUAUUAGUUGAUGCUAGGUUGAUAGAU